UUGUAGUACGUAGUCGAAGGAUUUGAUAUGACAUGACGGCGUGACCAUGACCAGUGUCAAGUGGUGAAAUGUCUUAAUUGUAUGGAGCUGUAUGUACAAUCUGGUAGUCAAAGUCUGAAGAAUUUAAAAUGAAUACACCGGACUGGGACGAAGUUAAAAGAUUAGCCGCUGAUUUUCAGAAAGCACAACUAAGCUCAACAUUACAAAAAUUAUCUGAACGAAAUUGUGUGGAAAUUAUAACAAAAUUAGUGGAGAACAAAUUAUUAAACAUCAUAUUUACCAAUGAUGGCAAGGAAUAUAUUACCCCUCAGCAUCUUGCUAAAGAAAUUAAAGAUGAAUUAUAUGACCACGGUGGAAGAAUUAGUUUGGUUGAUUUAGCACAGAUCUUGAAUGUCAGUUUAUCUCAGGUAUCUCAAGUGGCAACUAAAUUAGAAAAGAGUACUAAGGGACUUAAAAUAGUACUUGGGCAACUCAUUGAUAAAACUCAUACAAACAAAAUUAUCCAAUAUGUCAAUGAGAAAUUAAUGCAACAUGGAAUUAUCGAUAUUGAUGAAAUAACAAUGCGAUACGAUUUACCUGCUGAUUUUGUAUUACCACUCAUAGAGAAAGAAUUAGGAAAAACUAUAUUUGGUAAACAGGAUCCACAAGAUUUUGGAGUCUUUUAUACAGAAAGCUUUAUAGCUAAAAACAGAGCUAAAAUAAGAGGGGCCUUAUCUGCUAUUACCAAGCCUACGCCAUUGUCAGUUUUAACACAAUGUUCUGUAUCAGAAAAAAUAUUUUUCUCAAUUAUAGAUAAUCUGCAGGAAAUGAAACAAAUUCCUGGUGUUGUAGUAGGGAAGCAGGGAAUAAAGAGCUUUUAUGUACCAACUAUAUACUCUAAAAGCCAAAAUGAAUGGGUGGAAAAUUUUUACAAACAAAAUGGUUAUUUAGAAUAUGAUGCACUCACUCGCCUUGGAAUAUCUGAUCCACAAAGUUUUGUGAAACGGCAUUUCCCAAAUGAAGAUAUAAUAUCGUUGGACUCUGUUGCUGUUGGUACAGCUAUUACUGAUCAAGUAUAUGCAAAUAUUGAAGAAGCUGUUGAAAGUGGAUCCUUUGUAGAUAUAAGUCCUCUCCUACCUUCUGUUUUUACUGAUACAGAUAUGGACAUGCUCCUUAAAUUAGCAGAAAAGAAAUUAAACAACACACAAAUAUUUGCAAAAACUGUAGUAACGACAGAUGCAUUUUUACAAUCACUGUGCAAAUCUUUUGAAACCAUAGCAGAAAGAAAAGCAAAAGAAAUGGUUGCUAGUGGUCAAUGGUUUCAAACUGUAGCAGAGACUAGACUGAAGUCAAAGUCAGCUGAUAUAAUCAUAGAAAGCAAAGGAAAUAGGAAAAUGGAACGUCGAAAGAAGGCAACAAUCGGUAAAGCAGGUGGUGGUAGUCAAGGAAGAGAAACGAAAACAAAAUCCACUAAAAAAAAAUAUUUACAAGGUAGAGCUCGUGACAAUGAUUCUGACGACGAGUAUCCAAAACACGUAACAGGGAAAGUUGAGAUUCAGCUGGUAUCCUUCGAAGAUAUACAGAAUGAAAUUAUGAAAGAUGAUAAUCUAUCAGUAAUUGAUGAUUUAGUAGAAGAGCUCGCAGGGUACUUGCAACCUAAAAUAAAUAACCAUGCAAUAUCUUUGGCAACUCAAUUAGGACAGAAUAACAAAACUACUAAUUUAAGUGAGAUUGAAGAACGUCUUAAUAUGCUUCUAACAAAUAUUAAAGUAUUUGAUAAAGGCAUUAAAUAUUUAGACAAAGCAGAUCAGCCUGCUUUAACCAAAUAUUUAUUAAAAUCUCUUGGUACAGAUUUUUUGACAGAAUUAUUUAAAUUAGCUGCACAACAAAAUAUGCUACAAAUUCCUAACAACGUUACCACUGAGGCUAGACAGAAGAUGUUGUUGGAUUUGCCUGAUGAUGUCAAGGAACCCUUGAGUAAUAUACAUAAAUCUAUCACUGGAACGUCUAUAGAUGAUUUUCUUAAUGUUACAGAUGUCGCAAUGGCAUCUUGUUGUUUAGUACUAAAAAAAUAUGAUAAAAAGAAGGAACGACCGUUCAUAUUGGGGCAUAGGGAAGCAUUAUUAGAAGAACUUAAUGGUACUCAGGACUCUGCAUUGGCAUUGCAUCUAGUCACAAGUAUAUUAUUUACUGCAGCAACACAGAAUGCUUUAUACAUGUCUGGCAGACAUGUAUCCACAGUUCUCUCAUUCCUUCAAACACAUUUACAACCUUCAACAGCGGCAAUACUAUCUAAAUACCAUGAUAUGGUCUUAAAAAGCUUAACUUCUACAGAUGAAGUCACAAAACUUGAAGUUACCAAGGAAUUGGAGGCUGGUUUAGUGGAAAUUAAAAAUAUUGCAAAUGAAUUUAAACAACACAUAAAAACUGAGAAAUCACAAGAAUGAACACAUAAUAAUUUGUACAUAAAUACAAAUGUUGUUUGAUUAUAUAAAAAUAUAUUUGAGAAAUUUGUA
Megalopta genalis is the source of this 2495-nucleotide messenger RNA. It is a transcript of the gene Ufl1, whose product is annotated as UFM1 specific ligase 1. Gene Ontology annotation, biological process: regulation of proteasomal ubiquitin-dependent protein catabolic process; protein K69-linked ufmylation; response to endoplasmic reticulum stress. Gene Ontology annotation, cellular component: endoplasmic reticulum membrane. The record is from RefSeq and is a predicted model, not a curated record. NCBI's taxonomy places the organism in Eukaryota, Metazoa, Arthropoda, Insecta, Hymenoptera, Halictidae. Gene Ontology annotation, molecular function: UFM1 ligase activity.